This is a messenger RNA of Styela clava, 1740 nucleotides long. Its product is annotated as claudin-7-like. Gene Ontology annotation, molecular function: structural molecule activity. The record is from RefSeq and is a predicted model, not a curated record. Gene Ontology annotation, cellular component: membrane; bicellular tight junction. NCBI's taxonomy places the organism in Eukaryota, Metazoa, Chordata, Ascidiacea, Stolidobranchia, Styelidae.
CUACAAUCACAAUCAAGAGGGAACGAACAUAAUUAAAAUUUUGCUAAGCAUGAAACAGUAAUGUUUCCAAAAUGUACAUCUAUUAUAUCUACUGAGUACGAUCGAUUGUACAUAAAUGAAUGCUUGAACCAAAGAUAUCUCGGAAAACGAGAAAAUCUAAUAUUUUCAAGUCAAUGCCCGCGUAGCGUAAUGUUUACGAUCGUUUGACCGCUCGUGUUGAAAGAAAUGAUCUUAUACAGCCACUUAAUGAAAUUUAGAGUUUUUAUGUGGUGUUGCAGUUUCCAAUCGUCUUUUUUAUUAUUGUUUAUUGCCUUUGAACAAAGCUAAUUUAAAAGGUAAACUAUAUUGAAAUAACAAAUAAACGGUCAUUUGUACGCUUCCGGUACACUAAUUUGAUGAGGUGCUUGUUUGUUGUAAAAUCUAUGGCCAAUUAUUCGUAAUAUUUAGCAGACAUGGCUGCUUACCAGUUGAUGAGUAAUAGCAUAGCAUUUAAGUUUGUUAGGUGUACAGUAAGUUAGCCAAAUAAUGGGUAAAAUGCAUAGGAUUAAACAGAGCAGGGAAUUAUAGACGACCUUACAAAUUUGGUGUUAAAGGUCACUUUGUUUCAUUGUUGUUAUUCGCUACAUUGAAAAAUAAGGAAUUAAUUUUCGCCUUUUCAACGUGUACAUACAUCUUCAAUUUCAAAUAAAUCUUAGCAUUUGGCCACACGUAUGAGUCAAGUUCACAGCAUAUAAAUGUUUUGAAAUAUUUACCUCUUUUAACUGUUUCAAACAUUAAAUUUUAAAAAAGUAUCGAUCAAAUAUAUUAAACAUUACUGGAGUAAAUUUACCAUUCAAACGCUUUGAACGUUGAAAAUGAGUUUGCUGCUAGAAGUUUCGUGCCCAUUCAUGAUACUUUUUGGACUGAUUCUGACGAUCAACGUAUUUCAAAGCAAUGAAUGGGAGCAGACCGACAUGAGUACUAUAUUUAGUCAGGCCAAUUGGAUGAACGGUGGAAUAUGGGAAAGAUGUAUGAAUUACGCGAAUAGUGGGACGGUGACAUGUUCAGGGUUCGAUAAUUUUUUUCUCGGUUUGCCACUGCAUAUACAAGCAGCUCGAGCAUUUUCUAUAUCAUCUCUUGUAUUCGGAGCUGCUGGGACCUUACUCUCAAUUUUUGCUGUCGCGUUCUGUCCUUGUGCAAGCCAGACAGCUGAAUACAGGGUUCGAGUUCGUCUCAUUGGCGGAAUAUGCGGGAUAAUUGGUGGAUUGUCGAUUGUUGCUGGUGUCUCGUGGUUCGCUUCUUCUGUCAUGAACACGUACUACAAUUCAAUGAUGAUAUCUCCAGACUCCGAAAGGCUCGCGUUCGGGAAUGCAAUUUUCAUCGGAUGGGCUGCCGGUGCUAUAAGUUUGGUGGGAGGAUUGAUAGCAGUUUGCAUGUGGUGCGCAUUUUCUGACCACCAAGAAGAAUCGCUCAUUAGUCGGAAAGAAGUACGUCAUCUGAAGUCAUAUCAACCACCACAGGCACAAGAAUAUGUGUAAUGACACAAUUACCGCUUAGAAUGCUGUUAGUACUAUCUGAAACAUGGAUCAUAAAUAAUUUUCAAUCAUUUGUCUGUACAUGUCUAUGUACUACGAUGUAUUACUGAUACCAUAAUCCUUUACAUAUAUAGCAUAAGUCAUGCUAAAACCCUCGUCUAAAAUUGGAAACUCAUUACCAUUAACUCUAACUGCAAUAUGAUUUAUCAGAAUAAAGCUGAGUAAA